This is a messenger RNA of Pisolithus orientalis, 1509 nucleotides long. Its product is annotated as aldehyde dehydrogenase. The coding region runs from base 1 to 1509 and encodes 502 amino acids. The transcript has 10 exons. The record is from RefSeq and is a predicted model, not a curated record. Gene Ontology annotation, molecular function: aldehyde dehydrogenase (NAD+) activity. Lineage: Eukaryota; Fungi; Basidiomycota; Agaricomycetes; Boletales; Pisolithaceae.
AUGCCUAACAUCUUCACUCACGAGUUUAACACCCCUACCUACAAGGGUAAGGUAUCCUUCAACACUGGCCUCUUCAUCAACGGUGAAUUCGUCGAUGGGUCAGACGGUACUACCAUCGACGUGAUAAACCCGACCGAUGGCAAAGUGAUCACAUCGAUUUCUGAAGGAACCCCAAAAGACGUCGACCUUGCAGUCGACGCCGCUGAGAAAGCUUUCGAGACUACGUGGGGUCUUAACUACCCCGGUAACAAGAGGGGAAUUCUUCUUAAUAAACUAGCGUCGCUCAUGGAGGAGCACAUCGAUGAGCUUGGUGCCCUUGAGGCAUUGGACAAUGGUGCAAGGCUUUCAACAUCGCGCGUAGGCGCAGACGUCAUCGGUGCCAUCGAUUGCAUCCGCUACUUCGCUGGCUUGGCUGAUAAGAUAUCUGGCCGAGUGAUUGAGACGACAGAGGAAAGAUUUACCUACACCCGUCAUGAACCCAUCGGAGUCAUUGGCCAAAUUAUCCCUUGGAAUUUCCCUCUCGUCAUGUUUGCAUGGAAGAUCGCACCCGCCUUUGCGACAGGCAACACCGUCGUCCUGAAGCCGUCUGAAUUCACACCACUGACUGCGAUACGUAUGUGUCACCUUGCAAAAGAGGCCGGCUUCCCACCUGGCGUGUUGAACGUCGUCACCGGAUAUGGCAACACUGUCGGCAGUGCAAUCUCGUCACAUAUGCGGAUUCUCAAGGUCGCAUUCACAGGAAGCACUGUCGUUGGGCGCAAAAUCAUGGAGGCUGCCGCCAAGAGUAAUUUGAAGAAUGUUACCCUCGAGCUUGGUGGGAAGAGUCCGAAUAUCAUCUUCAACGACGCAAAUCUUGAAGAGGCUGUCAACUGGUCUAUGUUUGGCGUUUUUUUCAACCAGGGUCAGUGCUGCAUUGCGGGCUCGCGUAUAUUUGUACAGGAAGGAAUCUACGACGAGUUCUUGAAACGUUUCACGGAAAAAUCACGUUCAAUUAAGAUUGGAGACCCCUUUGCUCCUGACACCUUCCAGGGACCGCAGAUCUCCAAGAUUCAGUACGAUCGCAUUAUGGGAUACAUCGACUCUGGAAAGAAGGACGGUGCCAAGAUCCACAUCGGCGGCGAACGCCACGGUAGCGAAGGUUAUUUCAUCCAGCCAACAAUAUUCCUCGACACCAAGCCGGAUAUGCGCAUUGUGAAAGAGGAAAUCUUCGGACCUGUCAGUAUUGUGAUCAAGUUCAAGGACGAAGAAGACGUUGUGCGUCAGGCAAAUGAUACAGUGUAUGGACUCGCCGCCGCGGUGUUCACCAAGGACGUGAAUCGGGCGAUCACGACGGCACAUAAGCUCAAGGCAGGGUCGGUCUGGGUGAAUUGCUACAGCAUAAUGAGCCCGAACGUCCCAUUCGGUGGGUUCAAGCAGAGUGGGGUUGGGCGGGAGAUGGGAGAAUAUGCAUUGAAUCACUACACCGAAGUCAAGGCAGUCCACGUGAACCUCGGCAUGAAGAUGAUGUAA